Orbilia oligospora ATCC 24927 is the source of this 1728-nucleotide messenger RNA. RefSeq lists its product as uncharacterized. The record is from RefSeq and is a predicted model, not a curated record. Bases 1 to 1728 code for a protein of 575 amino acids. NCBI's taxonomy places the organism in Eukaryota, Fungi, Ascomycota, Orbiliomycetes, Orbiliales, Orbiliaceae. Gene Ontology annotation, molecular function: protein binding. The transcript has a single exon.
AUGCUAUCCAAAGCCCUCCAAAAACUCCAGCUCUCUCGCGACCGUCCCAAAGACAAUCCUAGCCCCACAAUCGCCUCUCUCGCGCGCAUAGCAUCAAUAGAAUCACACACCCCAAUUCCCACUCAAUCACCUCCAUUCUUUACAUUAUCUCUUGACAUCCUCUCUUUAAUCUUUCAAUACCUUACCUUCCGAGACCGAGUCUCCCUCUCUCUUUCCACAAAAGGUCUCCGCCACCUAUGCCCCCCAAUCCCACCGUCCAAGUGUCCUGAAGACAUCUCCCGUGCACGAUGUAUAACUCGUAUUCAUCGUCGUAUAUUUACUCCGGUGUCACACUAUGCACCUUCAAACCCACAUAAAUGUCCUUAUUGUAGUCAUAUACUAUGUCCUCCCACCUGCUCUACAGCACUUUUAUUAGAUAGUGCGACAGGGAUAUUUUACCCACCAUCAUUAUACCCCAUCCACCUCGCCGGGUUUAAAUACUCAAAGCAACAACAAUCACAAACAAACCAAGAUUCGAGAAAGAAUUGGCAGUAUAGUACAAUAUGGUGUGCUCAUCACCGAUGUCCGCGGGAUACGACGUUAACUCAAAAACCACCACUUCUGACCAGUUUAACAUCGUCAGCUUCGUCGUCUUUAUCUUCUUCGACUUCUCAAAGGAUUUCUACGGGCUCAGAGAGGUUUUUGGCAGAAUAUGAGAACCAAGAUACUUUUGCGUCGUUGAAUAAGAAACAGUAUCAUUUAUGCUUUUCGUCGCCAUCGUGGCUGACGGGGUAUAAACCGGAAUAUGAGUUGCCGGCGCGAGUUAUAAAAACGAGACGAGGGGAUGAUAUUUCAUCGGAUUUGAAGCUGGCUGGGGUACAGAGAUAUGGGUAUUUAGAUGAGAUUGAGAGGAAAGUAGUGGUUGACGCUGAAAAUGGAGAUGAAGAAGCAGGGAAAAAGAUAAAAGUAGUAAAAGGGUGGUUACAACCUUCCUACGAAAGGGUUUCCUACGAAAGUAUUUGUUUACAUUGUUAUAAACCCUUGGGAACAGCGAGUAAAAGUCUCUGGGCACUAGACUUUCCGGACUACUGCGACUGUAACGGUCAAUCUCAGGAUAAUAAUGGGAUCAGUACUAGGGAUGAUAUUCCGGAUACCCAAGAUCGUGCCGAAUCAUCAACAUCCUCGUCUACACCGCCCAAGAAAAGGCUCCCAGGCUGUAAACUCUGCGGCACUUCAACCGUAAAAUUCACGCUAAUAGAAGUCUUCGACCUCCUCCGCGAGAAAAUCUCACUAACAAAAUCCACCCUACGCCAAAAAUACUACCGCCUCUUCCUCGCAACCGAAUGUCUAAUCCUCCCAUCACCCCCUUCAAACCACCCUUCCAAAAUCCCCAUAGAAAGGGAAAGAAUCUAUCCACUUUCUUCCACCCUCUCAAAUACAUACCUUUCCAUAGUUAGGGGUUUGAAUGGUAAAGAUUAUAUCAUUCGUCCGUUACCCCUGCCACCGAGGAUUGGAAUUACGGAUUUACCUUAUACAGUGUUGAGAAGGAUUUUGGAGAUUUUGUUAGAGGAGAUGGAGACUGUUUAUACUUAUUAUCAAGCUAUGCAGAGUAGUUAUAUAUUUUUGAAGGCGUACUAUAGAGGACCUUUGGGGAAGGGGACUUUGAAGAGGUUGCAGGAGAGGUAUACGUAUAGUAGGGGGGUUAGUUGGCCUGCGCCGUUUCCGCAGGAUCCGAGGCAGGUUGGAUAA